CUUUUUUUUUUCUUUACUAAAGACUGUCUAUUUAGUUACGCUUUCUAUUUUAUCCUCCUUCCUUUCCUUGUCUCUCUUUUCUUUCAUUUUUUCUUUAAUAUGCGCAUCAUUACAAGUGCAAUAUUGUUUCUCUUGAUUUCAUCUAGUCAAGUCUCUUCACUUCCUACUAAAACAAUAGCACCUAUUCACCUUCCCCUUCGCUAUGUAAAGAGAGUUCAUCCACAAUCAUUACAGCUUCUUCAACAUGUUAAGAGAGAUAUCAGUAUAGGUCUUUCCGCUUCGAGUAAUGACACUUUAGUGGCCGCUGUCAGCAACAGUGGUACAGAUAUCAGUAUACCUCUCAUCAAUGAUGCCGAUUUAAGUGAAUUGGCCGUUCAAGUCAAUAUUGGCACACCUUCUCAACCUUUCUUCUUGUUGUUUGAUACAGGCAGUGCAGAUACGUGGGUUCCCAGUACGCAAUGUGGCUCCAAUGAUGGUUGUCCUAGCUUUUUACAGCGUUUUGAUACAAAAGGAUCAAGUACAUACCAAGCGCUUAAUGACGACCUCCAUAUUACUUAUGGCAUCGGUAGUGCGAGUGGUACUUAUUUCAACGAUUCCUUCUCAUUUGAAGGCACAAGUGCAUCAUUGUCUCAACAAAGAUUGGCCAUUGUCAACAAAGCUGCAGGCCCAAUUUCUACACAGAAUAAUGAAACAGACGUGGACCAGGUCUUAUUGGAUGGUAUUUUUGGUGCUGGCUUUCCUGCAGGCACCACAAGUGCAUUUCAUCAUGGGCAGACCUAUAACCCACCCAUUUUCAAUCUUUAUAAGCAAGGCUUAAUUCCUCAACCUGUGUUUACUGUCACUAUUCAUGAUCAAGACGGUGGCCAUGUUGUAUUGGGUGAUGCGGACACUUCUGCUGCUAAGACGCAACAACUCGUUUAUGCAAAUGUUCCUCGCAUUCAGAAUAGUUUUACACAUUGGUCCGUAAGCUUAAAGGGUUUACAGUUCCAAAAUGCAAGUGCCUCUACUAACUUUCACUUUAACCAAAACACUAUUUUUGGUGUGGAUACGGGCUCAAACUUUAUGUAUUUACCAAAGAUAUUGGCUCGCGGUUUAGCUGAUGUGGUCUCAAACCAUACAUUCACAAUGGAUACCAAGACAAAAAACGUGUUUGUUGUCGACUGUGCUUAUCAAGACACAGACAAUCAAGUCAACUUCUAUUUCGAUAAUGCUCAGUCUAUCACUAUCCCUGUCAAACAUUUGAUUGCAAAAAGGGCCAGUGACGGCCAAUGUUUGUUGUUAUUUGUCGCUUCUGAAAAUAACUUUAUCUUGGGCAAUAUGUUUUUGCGUCAUUUUGUCACUGUCUUUGACUUUGGCAAUACCCCACGUAUUGGUUUUGCCCCUCUUCAGGAAUAAAGCAAAGGAGAAGAAAUUAAAUUGUACGUUGAAAAUAAACUUUAAU
Gilbertella persicaria is the source of this 1441-nucleotide messenger RNA. RefSeq names its product aspartic peptidase domain-containing protein. Gene Ontology annotation, biological process: proteolysis. NCBI's taxonomy places the organism in Eukaryota, Fungi, Mucoromycota, Mucoromycetes, Mucorales, Choanephoraceae. The record is from RefSeq and is a predicted model, not a curated record. Gene Ontology annotation, molecular function: aspartic-type endopeptidase activity. Bases 100 to 1395 code for a protein of 431 amino acids. The transcript has a single exon.